Messenger RNA from Triplophysa dalaica, 624 nucleotides. RefSeq lists its product as uncharacterized. The coding region runs from base 1 to 624 and encodes 207 amino acids. The record is from RefSeq and is a predicted model, not a curated record. The transcript has 5 exons. NCBI's taxonomy places the organism in Eukaryota, Metazoa, Chordata, Actinopteri, Cypriniformes, Nemacheilidae.
AUGGCUGUCAGUCUAGCACAAGGAGGACCACCGCCGUUUUUUUUGCGCGUGUGGUGUUCCCAAUAUCUUUGCACUGGAGAUUAUGACAGUAUACAGGUGACCACCAGUGAUGUCACAGAUUUAGAAUUCUCCCUGCUCAUUGAGAAGGUUAACUCAACAGAUGACAUGAGUAAGCUUACAGAUGAGAUUUUAAGCUGUGGAUACACUGGUCAAGUGUCUGCUGACAUGAAAAGCAACAUAAUCAGAGCCAUUGUUUUACACUCCACUAUGAGAGUUGUUCCAAUGCUUGAUCAGCUGAGAAAAGGCCUGAAGCUCUACGAUCUCCAGAAAGUCAUGGAAAUGCAUCCAGGGGAAAAAGAUGACUGGGUGGAUGCAGGCUUCAUUCUGGAGAAUUGCCACCCUGUCUUUAGUGACAAAGGUUCGGUGAAAUACACCAAAGAAGUAAAUGUAAUGAACUUUUUGCAGGAUUUCCUACAGGAAGUUGAGGAUCGUGACGGUGAAGCUGAACAAAAGACUGCAGGUAAAGUUAUGCAGUGGAUGACAGGCCAAAGACAUAAGCCUAUUUUCCCCAGUGACCAGAAGGAUUUCAACAUCACUGUGAAGUUCAAUCACGACUGUGACUAG